AUGUCUGGUCCAACUGAUGAGACUGCAGGAGACCUGCCUGUGAAAGAUAUAGGUCUAAAUCUCUUUGGCAUGGAAGGGUUGCAAGAAACUUCAACGACACGGACAAUGAAGUCUCGCCAAGCAGUGUCACGUAUCAGUCGUGAGGAACUGGAAGACAGAUUCUUGCGUUUGCAUGAUGAGAACAUUUUACUUAAACAGCAUGCCCGCAAGCAAGAGGAUAAAAUUAAAAGAAUGGCCACCAAGUUAAUACGGCUAGUUAAUGACAAGAAAAGAUAUGAACAGGUUGGUGGCGGCCCCAAGCGGUUGGGAAGAGAUGUGGAAAUGGAAGAAAUGAUUGAGCAGCUGCAAGAGAAAGUUCAUGAGCUUGAAAGACAAAAUGAAGUCCUCAAAAGCAGACUAAUUUCAACCAAGCAGCAACUUCAGAUCCAGGGUCACAGGCACACUCCAUACAGUUAUGUGCAGUCUCGUGUUAACACCGGGCGUAGAAGAAUGAAUGAAAAUUCAGGCUUACAGGAAUGCCCCAGGAAAGGUAUUAAAUUCCAAGAUACAGAUGUAGCAGAAACUGUGCAACCCAUGCCUACAAAAUAUGGCAACAGUUUACUCAAAGAAGCCAGAGGAGAAAUAAGAAAUUUAGAAAAUGUUAUUGAGUCACAGAGAGGCCAGAUAGAAGAGUUAGAGCACUUGGCGGAGAUCCUGAAAACUCAGUUGAGGAGAAAAGAAAAUGAAAUUGAGUUAUCUCUUCUUCAGCUUCGAGAACAGCAGGCUACAGAUCAAAGGUCAAACAUUCGAGACAACGUAGAAAUGAUUAAGCUUCAUAAGCAACUAGUGGAGAAAAGCAAUGCCCUUUCAGUAAUGGAAGGAAAAUUUAUUCAGCUUCAAGAGAAGCAAAAAACUCUCCGGAUCAGCCAUGAUGCCUUAAUGGCGAAUGGAGACGAGCUAAAUCUGCAACUUAAAGAACAACGUUUAAAAUGCUGCAGUCUUGAGAAACAGUUACGUUCCAUGACAUUUUCUGAAAGAAGAAUAGAAGAGUUGCAGGAUAGAAUUAGUGAUUUAGAAAAGGAACGGGAACUUUUAAAGGAAAACUAUGAUAAACUUUAUAACAGUGCCUUCAGUGCUGCCCACGAAGAGCAAUGGAAGUUAAAGGAACAGCAGCUGAAAGUACAGAUUGCUCAACUCGAGACAGCCUUAAAAUCCGAUUUAGCAGACAAAACUGAAAUCCUUGACAGAUUAAAAACUGAAAGAGGCCAAAAUGAGAAAAUCAGUCAAGAAAAUAGACAACUCCAGUUACAGUACCUGGAACAAAAGCAACAACUUGAUGAACUUAAAAACCGCAUGAAGUUUUACAACCAGGAGAGUGAUAUUAAUGCUGAUGAAUUGAGUGAAGCUCUCCUGCUUAUAAAGGCUCAAAAAUCACAAAAAAAUGGAGACCUUUCAUUUUUAGAAAAAGUAGACAGUAAAAUUAAUAAAGAUCUAGAACGGUCCAUGAAAGAGCUGCAAGCAACUCAUGCAGAAACAGUGCAAGAACUUGAAAAGACAAGAAACAUGUUAAUUAUGCAACAUAAAAUUAAUAAAGAUUAUCAGAUGGAAGUUGAGGCAGUGACCCAGAAGAUGGAAAAUCUGCAGCAAGAUUAUGAACUUAAAGUGGAACAGUAUGUUCAUCUUCUUGAUAUCAGGGCUGCACGCAUCCAGAAACUAGAAGCCCAAUUAAAGGAUAUUGCCUACGGCACCAAGCAGUACAAAUUUAAGCCGGAAAUCAUGCCAGAUGACUCAGUUGAUGAAUUUGAUGAAACCAUUCACUUAGAACGAGGCGAAAACCUAUUUGAAAUCCAUAUCAACAAAGUAACCUUUUCUUCCGAAGUUUUACAGGCAUCUGGGGAUAAAGAGCCUGUCACCUUCUGUACCUACGCUUUCUAUGAUUUUGAACUACAGACAACUCCCAUAGUACGGGGCCUUCACCCAGAAUAUAACUUUACUUCUCAAUACCUCGUUCAUGUUAAUGACUUAUUCUUACAAUACAUUCAGAAAAACACUGUCACUCUUGAGGUCCACCAGGCUUACAGCACAGAUUAUGAAACAAUCGCAGCUUGUCAGUUGAGAUUCCAUGAAAUUCUAGAAAAAAGCGGUCGAAUAUUUUGCACAGCAAGUUUGGUUGGAACUAAAGGAGACAUCUCCAAUUUUGGCACAGUGGAAUACUGGUUCCGAUUAAGGGUUCCCAUGGAUCAAGCGAUUCGGCUUUAUCGAGAACGGGCAAAGGCUUUGGGAUACAUAACAUCAAAUUUUAAGGGGCCAGAGCAAAUGCAAUGGUUAAGUCAUCAAGCACCCAAAACUGCUCAGCUCAGUUCUACUGAUUCCACAGAUGGCAACUUAAAUGAACUUCAUAUUACAAUAAGAUGUUGCAACCACCUGCAGUCCCGAGCAAGCCACCUGCAGCCACACCCAUAUGUUGUGUACAAGUUUUUUGAUUUUGCAGACCAUGACACAGCCAUCAUUCCCAGUAGCAAUGAUCCACAAUUUGAUGAUCAUAUGUGUUUCCCAGUGCCAAUGAAUAUGGAUUUGGAUCGAUACCUUAAGUCAGAGUCUCUGAGUUUUUAUGUAUUUGAUGAUAGUGAUACCCAGGAGAAUAUUUACAUAGGAAAAGUCAAUGUGCCUCUGAUUUCAUUGGCACAUGACAGAUGUAUUUCAGGAAUAUUUGAGUUAACAGAUGAUAAAAAGCAUCCUGCCGGAACCAUUCAUGUUAUAUUGAAAUGGAAAUUUGCUUACCUUCCACCUAGUGGUUCCAUAACUACUGAAGACUUAGGAAAUUUCAUACACAAAGAAGAGCCAGAGGUUGUUCAAAGACUACCUCCAUCCUCUGUUAGUGCACGAAUUGUAGCACCAACACCUAAACCAAGACGUUUAACACCUAAAGAUAAGAAGGUAUCUUUUAUGGAUAUCACACCACAUCAGCAUUAUGAGACCUCUACUCUUCCUGAAGAUAGGAAAGAAAUUUCACCAGAUGUGGAACUUAUACCAGAAAGAGAAAUUGAUAUGCCAACUGUUUCACAUAUUCCCGAGGUUCCUCAGGAAAGCAGUGUAGAUAAGGUAAAAGAGAAUACUGAGAAAAUGCAGCAAGGAAAAGAUGACGAUGUGUCUUUACUGUCUGAGGGUCAACUUGCAGAACGAAGUUUGACUUCUUCUGAAGAUGAAACAGAAAUAACUGAAGAACUGGAACCAGAAGAUGAAGAAGACAGAUCAGCUUCUGAUAGUGAUGAGUGCAUUAUUCCAGGUCCUAUCUCCAAGAAUAUCAAACAGCCACCAGAAAAAAUCCGGAUUGAGAUCAUAGCCCUAAGCCUCAAUGACUCCCGAGUGACUGCAGAUGACACUAUCCAGCGGCUCUUUGUGGAAUGCCGACUCCACAGCCUCCCCGCUGAAGAGACGCCCGUGUCACUUCCAAAACCUAAGAGCGGCCAGUGGGUCUACUAUAAUUAUAGCAGUGUGAUCUACGUGGAUAAAGAAAACAACCAGGCCAAGAGAGACAUCUUGAAAGCUAUACUACUGAAACAAGAGAUGCCUAAUAGAAGUGUUCGCUUCACUGUAGUCAGCGACCCUCCUGAGGAUGAGCAGGACCUGGAGUGUGAGGACAUUGGCAUCGCUACCGUUGACCUCGCUGACGUGUUUCGGGAAGGAAGAGACAUCAUCGAGCAAAACAUCGAUGUUUUGGAUGCCAGAGCAGGUGGUGGAGGUAUUGGCAAGCUCAGGGUAACAGUCGAAGCACUCCAUGCCCUACGGUCUGUCUACGAGCAAUUCAGAGAUGACUUGGAGGCUUGA
Molecule: messenger RNA, 3807 nt
Organism: Rangifer tarandus platyrhynchus (Svalbard reindeer)
Lineage: Eukaryota; Metazoa; Chordata; Mammalia; Artiodactyla; Cervidae
Source: the annotation of a GenBank genome assembly